Molecule: messenger RNA, 2991 nt
Organism: Cyclospora cayetanensis
Lineage: Eukaryota; Apicomplexa; Conoidasida; Eucoccidiorida; Eimeriidae
Exons: 13
Coding region: 1-2991 (996 amino acids)
Source: RefSeq, a predicted model, not a curated record
AUGGAGCACGAGGCAGCUGAAACGCAGGAACUCUGCGUACAAGCUCUUCGAAGUGUACGAAGCGCUAGUGAUGCUGAUCUUCUCGCGACGUUGAAUGAACUGGAGGCCCUGGUGCCGCACGUAGAGGGGGACAUAACACUGAUCAAUACAGCAGCAGCCCACGAGCUACUGUGCAUUAGUCUAGAUGCGAUGAAUUGUCUCCGGAUGCCGGUAGCACAGGCGGCAUUACGCCUCUUCAACAAUGGACUGCGUGAUGAGAGGCUUAUUGAUAUUUUGGCUUUCGAUGCUAACCUCAGCGUUGCCUUGGAUAUCAUGGCGGCGUGCACAUGCAAGUGCUGGAUCCUCGAUGAUUUUACUUCGGCGUCUGUCCUCGAGCUCUCUAUUAGGCUUUAUCUGAGGCUGGCUCAAAAGAACGGCGCACGCAUUUUUGUUCUUCUAGGAGAAUCGAUCUAUAGACUAGCUUCGUCGGCCCUGCGCAUUUCACUGCUGUGUCUUGGUCGGUGCCUGGUUGCCCCUGAGGGUAGGACCGAUCCUCCUUGCCUGGUAUACUGUAAAAGCAAUAACUCUUCUAUCUUCGCAGAAAAAUUAAUGAGGAGAAAUGACCUGGCACGGCGAUUUGCAUAUCAAAAGCCAGCGGUGGCAGCAGGCCAGCUAUUUUUGCUUCUGCUUGAAAACGCGGAUGGCAUCGUUUGCCAAGUUGAUGCAGAAUUGGAAGAAGUUGCGACUUGUCUGGUUGGUAGAAUUCCCUACGCAAUAACUAGCAUAUACGGCCAAAUUAUACACAAAGCGUUGCACGCAAUAUUCCCUGAAGCGCAGGGACAGAGGCGUGGGGCAGUGCCUGCGGAGGAAUUCGACUUUUACAGGAAGCUUGCAGCAUACGAGACAAAUGGUACCUGCAUGCCGCAGCCCCAAUGUUCGAAAGGGCCGUUUGCAUAUUUAUGGACUGCGCAGGCGAAACAACGAGUGGUCUAUGAUGGCAUCGCCAUCCAUAUUCGGGAAAGCAACCCAGUGAGAGGCUCAUGCGAUCCCUGGAGGCAUAACGGGAUUAACGAAAUGCGCCUCCAUAAUCAAAAGUCCAAAAUUUUCACUGUACCCCUCUAUGCGAUAACGCAUAUGCGGUACGAAGAGAAGAAGAUUAAGCUUUUUUUCAACCAGCUGCUCUCUGAAGGUAUGGAACCCUUAAUUCGAAGUUGGCGUGUACGAGAAAGAGGCCGCGGCAUUGCACACCCGUUUGGCAAAUGCGCUUCGGUUAGACGUGAGCCAGCGGCUUACCCACUAUGCUCUUUGCGCACCUGGAGUUCAAACUGGUUUUGUCACUUGGCGACGCAGGAAAUGGAAGCAUAUGAUGUAGCAUUUGUUGAAGGAGUCAUUGACGAAAUUAGAGAGCCCCUGGAUACGAACCAAGCAGAGAAGCUCUUGGCACCCUCCUCCCUUUUGUGGCCGAACACCACCAGCAAAACAAGUGAAAGACAAAAACUACACAACGGAAGGAACGGCAGGCCUCACCAGCGCAUCAUGUUUGCCUCCACUAAAGAUAUUGAUGAGGAUACCACGCAAGCCGGGUUACCUAGAAACGGGAUUGAUGAGAAUCGACCGAAUACGGCAGAUGUUCGUGAGUUGAUCUGCAACCAGAAUGGAGGCUUUGGCUCCGCCCUUCUAGACAUCCCUCUAGCGGUGCGAUGCAUAGUAUCCAUAGGCAACAGAGCGAGUGUCUUCACCCCACUUCGGAGUGCUGCUAAUGCCCCAGAGAACCACUGGGAACGAGGCCCAGACACGCUCGCAGCGUGCAACCAUGCAGAGCCCCCGCCUCCAUCAAAGUUGGCUCAGUGGCGGCGUGUCUCUUUGGCGACGACAAAGAGUUGCGAAACGGACUGUGGUGUGCUGCUGUCAGUUACGGAAUCAGAUCAGUCGUGCCACAAUAACUGGGAACCAGUAGACGAAGUGGAGAAGGCGGGAGCACUGUUGCAGCAGCAGCAGCAGCAGCAGCAGCAGAGUGAAGUCGAUGGAUGCAAGCCGAGAAGCUCGCCGCUCAAACGAUGCGAAUACACCUCUACAGAUUUCGCUCUCUCUCAGCCAACACAAAAGAGCCUGGAAACAGCGCAGCUUUCCGAAGGAGGCAAGGACAUAGAACAGCUACCAGCAGCAGGCACAAUAGGAGCUGCUGACGCAAGUGAAGUGGCAUCCGCUUCUGCUGCGUGUAACGAUCAAAUAGAAAAACUUCAGCAGCUACUGAUGCACCAAUAUCCGGAAAAAGGAAGACAAAGGCAGAGAGAAGAAGUUGCAGAAUCACGCCAUGAGAGCGAAACAGAUGAGUCUGCACCACGUUCAUCAGUAAGUAUUUUGCCUGAAGAACACAACUGCGAAAAUCUCGUUUAUUGUUCAACUGCAAUGCGAAUUCAGACAAAACACAUAAGAAAAAGGCCUAAAGGAUUCACAGAUAAAUUGGUCUUUGAUAAAUCGAACGUCCAUCCUACCGUUCGUCCUCGUUCCGCAUUGCGGCUCACCUCUUCACCCUUGCAACAUGCUCCGCCUUUCAUUUCGUCCUUUCCAAAAGAUGUAGAAGUCGAAAAUCCUAGCAGCGUCAAGUUUUUAGUCGCUCAUGGUCAGUUUUAUGCUCAAACGAAAACGUUCCAGGAACUGAUCAAGCGAAGGGUGCAAGAGACAAAGCUCUCAAAGGUUCAGGAGGCAAGGCAUGCAGUCAUAACGCUGCAACAAAAAAUUGCGAAGAAGCUGCGGACUUUGUUGGAAGUACAAAACGAAGAAAAGAACCAGUUGCAGCUUUCCUUCGAGCAGGCAAAGAACAACAUUUUGUCACGUGUUGAGCAGCAGAUCAGAGCUACAGCGGAGUUGUUGCCUUUGAGCUUCUCCGCCCCAAAGGCUUUAAACGCCGAAAAUGCUGCCGAUACUGCUAAUAAGGAGCUGCAGAGUUUGAUGGACGGAAUGAAAAGGGGAAUCUACGAUAAAUUGGCGAGGGCUACUACGGUGAGGUAA